GGUCUGCCCCCAUCCAUUCUUUUUUUUUGAAAAAUAAAAAAAAAUGUAUUCACCUACGCAGCAAGAAUUCAAUUUAGACUCUGAUUCUUUCCAACAUGCCAUGACGUCGCAACAUACAACAGUAGGCGCUAUGCCUGUACGAGGUUCACAACAACAACAACAACAACAACGUAAUAGCGGGGUGUUCAAUCACCAAGCCUCGUAUCACCAUCAUCCCCACCAACGACAAAGUAGUUUUGGUACUGCUGCUUCUAUUGCAAUGAGUCCACCAAGAGGGAUACCUUUUAAUACAGUUGAUCCUACGGCUUCAAACUGGUUUGGUACAAGCUUGGACUCUAGCUCAUCUUUUGGUCAAUCCCCUCCAACUAUGUUUGCCACAGGUGGUGGUCGAAACGACUUGAUUGUGUCUCCUUCAAACUCUACUAGUCAUUUGGAUGGUUUUGUAGGCAAUGAAGACGAUGAAGUACAACAGAGGAAUUUACAAGAAAUGUUUGAAAAACGAAGAAGACGAAGAGAAUCACAUAAUGCAGUGGAACGUAGAAGAAGAGAUAACAUCAAUGAACGAAUUCAAGAAUUAUCAACACUUCUUCCCGAACAUCUAUUGGAAAGUGCACCCAGUAGCUCCAAUAUCAACACUUCAAAUAUACAAAAUGGAGGCAAGGCGAUCAAUAAAGGAACGAUUCUAAAACUCUCAGUGGAUCACAUCAAGGAUUUACGCGAAGAAGUUGCACGGUACAAGGAUCGGGUACAAGAAUUGGAAAGAAUGAUUGAAGCUGCUAAAGGUGGAUGUACAGCAGGACAACAACAAUAUAUCAAGGAAGAAUAUCAUCAUCAACAACCUCGUACAACAUCUACUACUUCAUCUGCUAUCAAUGGGAUCGGUGGAGCAGCAUAUAUGAUUAACCAGCCUCCUCCUCCUUCCACUAUGAAGGAUGAUCUUCAUCUUUUUGGAAGUAACUCAUCGACUAUACCAUUGAACAAUACCACUUCUACAACUAAGCCUAACAAUAACAAUAGUAGUAACAACAAUGCCUCCAAUGAACAACAUCACUCAGCUACAAGGCAUGAAAGGGUUGGAUCACUUCAAUUUCAACAACAAUUUGGGAAUUUACAUAUAGCCAGUGAUGAUCCUACUUCACAAUCUUGAAUUUUGGGGGUCCUUCUUUAUUUAUAUUAGUUUAUCCUUCCUUCCACUUUCUAUUCUCCUUUCUUUUUUGAUAUCUAUGUUUUAUGACUGUAAUUACACUUUCUUUUUUU
Halteromyces radiatus is the source of this 1257-nucleotide messenger RNA. Its product is annotated as helix-loop-helix DNA-binding domain-containing protein. Lineage: Eukaryota; Fungi; Mucoromycota; Mucoromycetes; Mucorales; Cunninghamellaceae. Gene Ontology annotation, molecular function: protein dimerization activity; RNA polymerase II cis-regulatory region sequence-specific DNA binding; DNA-binding transcription factor activity, RNA polymerase II-specific. The coding region runs from base 44 to 1147 and encodes 367 amino acids. The record is from RefSeq and is a predicted model, not a curated record. Gene Ontology annotation, biological process: regulation of transcription by RNA polymerase II. The transcript has 3 exons. Gene Ontology annotation, cellular component: nucleus.